AUGAGUUCUGACGAUUUGGAAGGUGACGAUAUCUGGGGCGAUUCUGCCGGGGAAACCAAACUGGCCGAGCCCGAAGAGUCUGCCGCCCCUGCCGAGGAAAGUGAAAUCUUGGAAGAUGACGAGACGCGGCACAUGACAGUUGGUGAGCUGCGACAGCGAAUCCAUUUGUUGAACAAUGAUAUUCGAAUCAUGAAGUCUGAUGUCCAGCGCAUCACCCACGAAAGCCGUGGUCAACGUGAACGAAUCCGAGAAAACCAAGAGAAAGUCAAGCUGAACAAGCAGCUGCCAUAUCUUGUCGCCAAUGUUGUGGAAGUUUUGGAGCCUGAUGCUGAAGAUGGAUUGGAGGAGGAAGAACGAGAGGCAGGAGACGCCACGGAUGUGGAUGCACAGCGCAAGACUCGUUCAGCGGUAGUUCGCACUUCCACGCGCCAGACUAUUUUCCUUCCAGUGCCAGGGCUUGUCAAUCCAGAAGAGCUCAAGCCCAGUGAUUUAGUAGGAACCAACAAAGACUCCUACCUGAUUUUGGAAAAGUUGCCAGAAGAAUUCGAUUCUCGAGUUCAGGCAAUGGAGGUCGAUGAACGGCCCACAGAGGAGUAUUCUGACAUUGGGGGAGCCGAUCAACAGAUCCAGGAACUGAUUGAAGCGGUUGUGUUGCCAAUGACUCACAAAGAUAUGUUUGAUACUAUUGGUAUCCGUCCACCGAAGGGAGUUCUGCUUCACGGUCCUCCCGGCACUGGCAAAACCUUGCUCGCGAGAGCAUGUGCCAAUCAAACCAACGCCAUUUUCCUCAAGCUUGCAGGACCACAGUUGGUUCAGAUGUUCAUUGGUGAUGGAGCAAAGCUGAUCCGGGAUGCGUUUGAAUUGGCCAAGGCAAAGAUCAAACAGGGGGUAAGUGCUGGAGCCAUCCUCUUCAUUGAUGAGAUUGAUGCAAUUGGUACAAAGCGUUUUGGUGGAGAUCAAAGUGGAGACCGAGAGGUGCAGCGGACCAUGUUGGAGUUGCUUAGUCAGUUGGACGGGUUCAGCAGCAACGAAAUGAUCAAGGUCAUUGCAGCCACAAAUCGCCCUGAUGUUCUUGAUCCUGCCUUGUUGCGAUCUGGACGUCUUGACCGAAAAAUUGAAUUGCCUCAUCCCAACGAGGAUGCUCGUGCCAAGAUUUUGAGGAUCCACUCCCGAAAGAUGAAUGUAAGCUCGGAGGUUGUGUUUGAAGAACUUGCUCGAUCAUGCGAGGAUUUCAACGGAGCCCAAUUGAAGGCUGUAGCAACAGAAGCCGGAAUAUUUGCUCUGCGGCGAGAGAGUACUGAAAUUAUGCACGAGGACUUUGUAGAAGCCAUCACGGUGGUAGCGGCGAAGAAAAAGGGCAGUUUGGAUUAUUUCGCUUGA
This is a messenger RNA of Seminavis robusta, 1380 nucleotides long. The record is from the annotation of a GenBank genome assembly. NCBI's taxonomy places the organism in Eukaryota, Bacillariophyta, Bacillariophyceae, Naviculales, Naviculaceae.